Cucurbita moschata (crookneck pumpkin) is the source of this 450-nucleotide messenger RNA. RefSeq lists its product as uncharacterized. NCBI's taxonomy places the organism in Eukaryota, Viridiplantae, Streptophyta, Magnoliopsida, Cucurbitales, Cucurbitaceae. The record is from RefSeq and is a predicted model, not a curated record. The coding region runs from base 1 to 450 and encodes 149 amino acids. The transcript is spliced from 2 exons.
AUGACUAAUCAGUCAGUAGGGCAAGGAGUUAAAGAUUCAGGGACUAUGACUGUGGAGUCCCGCUACUUAAGAGAUUUUCAGAGGCAUAAACCGCCUUCCUUUGACGGAGGCAAGGUGGAUCCCAUUGCUGCUGAGAAUUGGCUAGAGGCCAUAGAAACAACCUUCCAUUUUAUGAACUGCCCGCUAAAGUAUCAAUUUAAAGAUGCUUAUCUCCACAAAUAUUACCCAAUCACUGCCAGAGUGAAAAUGCAGACAUCAUUCCUCGAACUGAAACAGGGAGAUAGGUCAGCGGAGGAAUAUGACUUAGAGUUCAAAAGGCUGGCAAGGUUUUCUCCAGCCUAUGUUAGUUCUGAUGAGUUGGAGGCCGAACGAUUUAUUGCUGGCCUGAGGGAGGAACGGAAGGAGAAUGUGGCAUCCCAAUCAUCCUUCGUCUAUGCGAAAGCCUUUUAA